AAAGGGAUUACUGCUUGGAGUCAGAAGCUGCAGCCCAAGACUUUCUUGGAUCAGGACAGUGACUGCAGGAGGAGAAAUUCAUAUUGUGCAAACCUGUCCGUGAGAAAGAAUGGAGAAGAUUGUAGAAAUGAAGCCCAAGAAGAGCGUCGCUGAAGAAAUGGCAGAUUUAUUUCAUAAAUUCCCAAAUCCAAAGGACAUGGUAUUUACAGCAGAACUGGCAGAACCCUGGCAUUACCGAAUUUGGGAUGUUGGCCAGAAAUACCUUUACAUGUCGAACAACACAUUGGUGGCGGCUCCUAAAGGUUCCAACUCAGCAGAGGAAUUACUGGCUGUGGUCCCUAACCGAGGCUUUGAGAAAAAUAAUGACAACAUAUUCCCCAUUUUUAUGGGUCUCCAAGAUGGGUACCAUGUUCUUUCCUGUGUUGAAUCUGGUGCUCAACCUCAGAUAAGCAUAAUGGAGGAGGGUAUAAUGAAACUGUAUAAAGAUGCUCAACCAUUCAAGAAUUUCACCUUCUUGAAUCACACUGAAGGUGGCCAAGAAACGUGUUCCUUUGAAUCUGCAGCUUUUCCAGGUUGGUUCCUAAGUACAUCAACUGAGCCAAACAAGCCUAUCGGCUUGAGUCGUAAAGGAGGUGCUGAAAUUGCCACUUUUUAUUUUAUGAAAAAAUGAACAUUCAGGAGUGAAAUUAAAUCUGGAAAUUGCUCAUUUUUCCAUACUGAUCUAUGAUGUACUUGCUUCUUUUAAGAAUUGAAUAAAAAACACUGUACUA
Messenger RNA from Anolis sagrei ordinatus, 770 nucleotides. RefSeq names its product interleukin-36 receptor antagonist protein-like. The record is from RefSeq and is a predicted model, not a curated record. Lineage: Eukaryota; Metazoa; Chordata; Lepidosauria; Squamata; Anolidae. Gene Ontology annotation, molecular function: cytokine activity; interleukin-1 receptor binding. Gene Ontology annotation, biological process: positive regulation of gene expression; cellular response to lipopolysaccharide; cytokine-mediated signaling pathway.